AUGAAAGAAUACACACUCCUCCUCUUCUUGGCUUUGUGCUCUGCCAAAUCUCUCACUGGUCCUUCAUAUUUUACACUAAAGAAUAUGAUGCUGCAAGAUAUGGAAGACGACGACGAUGAUGAAGAUGAUGACAACUCUCUAUUUCCAACCACUGAACCCAUUCUACCACUAAUUCCUUUUGAUCUGUUCCCAACAUGCCCCUUUGGAUGCCAGUGCUAUGUGAGAGUUGUCCAUUGCUCUGACCUAGGUUUGACAUCAAUUCCUCGCAACAUCCCACCAGAUACUCGUAUGAUUGACCUUCAAAACAACAAAAUCAAAGAGGUCAAGGAAAACGAUCUCCGAGGACUCACAUCACUUUAUGCACUGGCUUUGAACAACAAUAAAAUAUACAAGAUCCAUCCCAAAGCCUUUGAACCAACAAAGAGGCUACGCCGACUGUAUUUGUCCCACAACCAACUGACAGAGAUUCCAACAAAUCUACCCAGAACUCUGGCAGAACUCAGAAUUCAUGCUAAUAAGGUUAAGAAAAUCCCCAAGGAUGUAUUUAAAGGAAUGAAGUCUCUACAUGUUUUAGAAAUGAGUGCAAAUCCUCUUAACAAUGAUGGAAUAGAGCCAGGGGCUUUUGAAGGGGUAAAUAUCUACCACAUACGAAUUGCAGAGGCAAAGUUAACUUCAAUUCCUAAAGAUUUGCCCCCCAGUCUUCUGGAGCUUCAUUUAGAUGACAAUAAGAUCACAGGAAUUGAACUUGAGGAUUUUAACCGUUACAAAGACCUUCAAAGGCUAGGCCUUGGCAACAAUAAAAUCAAAGAAGUGGAAAACGGAAGUUUCGCCAACAUCCCAAGUAUACGUGAAAUCCACCUGGAAAAAAACAAGCUGAAGAAAGUUCCUCCUGGAUUACCUGAACUGAAAUAUCUGCAGGUGGUAUUCCUUCAUUCCAACCAUAUUGCCAAACUGGGAGUGAAUGAUUUCUGUCCAACAGGACGAAGGAAGAAGAAAGCCCUGUACAGUGGCAUCAGCCUCUUCAACAACCCUGUCAAGUACUGGGAGGUUCAGCCUUCAACUUUCCGCUGCAUUUUAGCCAGGAACAGUGUUCAGCUUGGGAAUUUCCUCAAGUGA
Messenger RNA from Cinclus cinclus, 1116 nucleotides. RefSeq names its product asporin (gene ASPN). The coding region runs from base 1 to 1116 and encodes 371 amino acids. The record is from RefSeq and is a predicted model, not a curated record. Gene Ontology annotation, molecular function: protein binding. The transcript has 7 exons. Lineage: Eukaryota; Metazoa; Chordata; Aves; Passeriformes; Cinclidae.